Molecule: messenger RNA, 1053 nt
Organism: Ustilaginoidea virens
Lineage: Eukaryota; Fungi; Ascomycota; Sordariomycetes; Hypocreales; Clavicipitaceae
Exons: 3
Coding region: 1-1053 (350 amino acids)
Biological process (GO): regulation of DNA-templated transcription
Molecular function (GO): DNA-binding transcription factor activity
Source: RefSeq, a predicted model, not a curated record
AUGCGCUCUCCCGCCUCCCUCUCCGCCUCCCUCUCCGCCGUGCCCAUGUUCGCCGUGCCGCAAAACGCGUACGUGUACGGCGCGCCCGCCCCCCCGGCCAGACAGUACGCCGCCCACGGCACCAGCAGCGCCUUCAGCAGCUCCGCCCUCCCCGACGAGGACUGGACCAAGAUCUCGGACCUCGCCGAGCGCAGGAGGAUACAGAACCGCAUCGCCCAGCGCAACUACCGCAAGAAGCUCAAGCGCCGGCUGGAAGAUCUCGAGCGCCGCGCCGGCUCCUCCGACGACGGCGAGGCGGAGCGCAAGCCGCCGCAGCAGCCGGCCAAGCCGAAGCGCCCGUCCGCCGGUAGCAACAGCAACAGCAACAGCAACAGCAACAGCAACAGCAACAGCAACAGCAACAGCAACAGCAACAGCAACAACAGCAGCAGCAGCAACAACAACAACAGCAGCAGCAGCAGGAGCAGCAGGGCGCCCAAGACGCCGUCGCCCGCGCCCGCGCCCGCGCCCGCGCCCGCGCCCGCGUCGGCGGCCAAGCGAGCCCCCCACGCCGGCCAGUUCACGCCGCCCCUGGACAGCGUCGACGACGUGUACCUGGCCCCCCCCGAGGCGAGGGAGCGCUCCGCCACGCCGCCGCCGUCCCUGUUCUCCUACGCGACGUACGCCUCCGCCGCCCCGGACGAGCUGGCCAUGGACAUGGACCCGUACGCGUCGGCCCAGCCGUACCCGGCGGUGCCGCCCGCCGACGCCUACCCGCACUACCUGGCCGCCGCGACGACCAUGUCGGCCACGCUGCCCGCCAUGACCAUGUUCACCACCGCCGACUGCGGCAAGCCCUGCGACGGCGGCGGCGGCGGCGGCAUCAACCCCUUCCUCAGCUACGGCUUCGUGCCGGGCGUCGACGUCGGCCUGCACGCGCACUACGAGCCGUACGUGCCGCACACGCCCCCUUCGCUCUGCCGCUCCUACAACACGUCGGCGUCGUGCUCAGACACCGGCUGCGAGUACCCGGCCACGCCGCUCUCCAUGCCCGGCUCGCCCGGCAUGGUGUAG